AUGAAGCUCACUCUCUUGACUCUUGCAUUGUUGGUUGCCAUAGCCCAGGCUGCUCCUCUCGAAGCCAGGGCCAAGAAAACCUCGCCCGCAAAGAAACCAAAGGCCAAGUCGUCCGCAAAGAGUUCAAAGGCCACUACUGUACCUACUAUCUCGACAGGCUAUACCUCCUCCCCCUCCGUAAACACAGGUAGCUCCGGCUCGUCUUCCGGGUUGAUCACAGAGGCUUGUAACAUCGGAUAUGCUACGCUGAAUGGAGGCACUACGGGUGGCGGCUCUGCUUCUACUACCACAGUCACUUCACUUGCGGAGCUCACAGCGUGUGCUACAAAGGCUGGGCCGGCUGUCUGCUUGAUCAAAGGCGCGAUCACUGGAAAUACAGCUAUCAAGGUCACGGCUGAUACCACCAUUGCCGGUGCUGCUGGCUCUUCCUUAACCGGCGUGGGUUUCCGCGUCUUCAAGGUCAAAAAUGUCAUUCUCCGCAACCUGAAGAUCUCCAAGGUCUUGGCCAGUGCAGGAGACGCAAUAGGUAUUCAGAAAGCAUCCAAUGUCUGGGUCGAUCAUUGUGACCUCUCCUCUGAUCAGGAUCACGGCAAGGACUACUACGACGGGCUCUGCGACAUUACGCACGCCUCUGACUAUAUUACCGUCUCCAACACAUACUUGCACGACCAUUACAAGGCAUCCCUUGUUGGGCACUCUGACAACAACGGCGCUGAGGACACUGGACACUUGAUUGUUACCUACGCGAACAACUUCUUCGAGAACCUCAACUCUCGUGGCCCAUCUGUCCGUUUUGGAACUGCUCAUAUCUACAACCACUAUGCUAAGACCGCUUCUACUGGUGUCAACACCCGCAUUGGCGCUCAACUUCUCAUCGAGUCAUCUGUAUUCGAGGGCGUCCCCAUGGCUAUACAGUCUGCGUACUCCAAGUCCGUCGGAUACGCCACUGUCAAAGAUGUUGACCUCGGAACCGGAACCAACACCGUCAAGGCCUCGACUCUCACCUCUGUCCCAUACAAGUAUACUCUUUUGGGCUCCGAGAAAGUUGCCUCUGCAGUAACUGCUACUGCGGGACAGACUCUCAAGUUUUAG
Molecule: messenger RNA, 1092 nt
Organism: Drepanopeziza brunnea f. sp. 'multigermtubi' MB_m1
Lineage: Eukaryota; Fungi; Ascomycota; Leotiomycetes; Helotiales; Drepanopezizaceae
Molecular function (GO): pectate lyase activity
Source: RefSeq, a predicted model, not a curated record